AUGCCUCAGAACGAGUAUAUCGAACGCUUCCAAAAAACCCACGGUCGCCGCCUGGACCAUGAGGAACGAACCCGCAAACGCGAAGCCCGCGAGGGCCACCUCGCCUCCCAAAAAGCGCAGUCGCUACGUGGUCUCCGCGCAAAGAUGUACGCCCAAAAGCGACACGCGGAAAAGAUUCAAAUGAAGAAACGCAUUCGCGCCCAAGAAGAGAAGAAUGUGAAAUCCGCGGCGCCCUCCGAGCCUUCUUCCGCUACGCCCUUGCCCAAUUAUUUGCUUGAUCGGUCGCAGGCUACCAAUGCCAAAGCUUUGAGUUCGGCGAUUAAGGAUAAGAGAUCUGAGAAGGCCGCCAAGUUUUCGGUUCCGUUGCCCAAGGUUAAGGGUAUUAGUGAAGAGGAAAUGUUUAAGGUUGUGAAUACGGGAAAAAAGACGCACAAGAAAUCGUGGAAGAGGAUGAUUACGAAGCCGACGUUUGUGGGGCAAGAUUUUACGAGAAGAAACCCCAAAUUCGAGCGUUUCAUUCGUCCAAUGGGUCUCCGAUACAAGAAGGCCAAUGUCACACACCCCGAACUAGGCGUCACAGUCCAACUCCCCAUUCUCUCCGUGAAAAAGAAUCCUCAAAACCCGCUGUACACUCAACUCGGCGUCUUGACCAAGGGUACCGUUAUUGAGGUCAAUGUUUCCGAGCUUGGAUUGGUUACAACAUCCGGAAAAGUUGUAUGGGGUAAAUAUGCGCAAGUUAGUAAUAAUCCUGAUUUGGAUGGAACUGUGAACGCCGUUCUCCUCGUUUAA
Talaromyces marneffei is the source of this 789-nucleotide messenger RNA. RefSeq lists its product as uncharacterized. The coding region runs from base 1 to 789 and encodes 262 amino acids. Gene Ontology annotation, biological process: maturation of LSU-rRNA; maturation of 5.8S rRNA. Gene Ontology annotation, cellular component: preribosome, large subunit precursor; nucleolus. The record is from RefSeq and is a predicted model, not a curated record. The transcript is spliced from 8 exons. Lineage: Eukaryota; Fungi; Ascomycota; Eurotiomycetes; Eurotiales; Trichocomaceae.